Molecule: messenger RNA, 1034 nt
Organism: Neogale vison (American mink)
Lineage: Eukaryota; Metazoa; Chordata; Mammalia; Carnivora; Mustelidae
Product: pyruvate dehydrogenase phosphatase regulatory subunit, mitochondrial-like
Exons: 5
Coding region: 239-637 (132 amino acids)
Cellular component (GO): mitochondrion; cytoplasm; mitochondrial matrix
Molecular function (GO): oxidoreductase activity
Source: RefSeq, a predicted model, not a curated record
GGUCGCGGUCUCCGGCGUUUCCCGGAACUUUUUACUCCCUCUGCCCCGCCUCUUUCCCUUCCCCGUUCCCCGCGUUCUGGUGCCGGGACGCCUCACAACUGUUGUGGCUGCUGCCCCGCUGCCGCCGGGGUGGUGCUGACCGCGGAGCGCUCGGAGGCCCGUGAGGCUGGCUGCUGGCUCCACGAGGUUCUGUGCUGGCAUCCUGAGCACCGCCAGGCACCUGACCAUCGAGCAGAAGAUGGCAGACUAUUCCAACAAGCUCUACCACCAGUUGGAGCAAGAAACGGGCAUCCAGACAGAGCCCCUGCUGAGUUCCCUCCUGCGUCGCAUGCCCGACCUGGAGACCCUGGAGAUCCUGAAGUUGGUGAACUGCCCUGAGACCUUCACCCCGGAUAUGAGGUGCAUCAUGGGCGAGUCUCCUUCGGUGAGGGGCUACUUCGUCCUGGCGGGAAUGAACUCUGCCGGCCUUUCGUUCGGUGGAGGGGCUGGGAGGUUCUCAGCGGAGGGUAGAGACUCACAUGCCAGCAGAUGUGUCCAUCAGGCAGAGGAUGAACCGAGCCAGAAAGCAAGCUUCAAAGAGAAGAGCGCAGAGGCCCUCCCUCAAGAGAGCACAAGAUCAAGACAGCACAAGAGGUGACAGUGGAUCCUUUCAGAGAGAAGACCGCGUGUCUGAACACAAAGUCCCGCUAACCGUUCACAGCAGUCCGGAGCCCUGGGAUCUCCAGGGAGAGGUGAGUGGUCAUCCACGGUGACGCACGGGGCCUGACCGCCGCAGAACGGACAUCUGUCAGGUGUGCGGGGAGGCACGGAAGACUCAUCCCCCUCACACUUACGAGCAAAGAGGGAAACUACCGAAUUCAGAUGGACAAAUUCUGACAUAACCAAGAGAUUUCAAGGGUGAGUGUUCAAGUGUCAGAAGCGAAGUGUGUGUGUCAGGGUCCUCGAUAAACAGUGAUGCCCCAGAAAAUUAACAUCUUGCCAAUUACAGCUAAGAUAUAAGUAACUAAUAAAGCUAGAAUGUCUUUUAGAUUCAA